AUGGCGAGCAACGAGCCCGUUCCGUCCCCAGCCCAGGGUGUCGGUCCCAUCGGCCAACCAGAUGGCGAGAAGCCCACGGCCACGGUCUCCAAGGAAGUGUCCUACGAGAAUGUCCACGUUCUCGCGCAGACGCCUCAGCUGAUUGCCCUCUUGACGAUGAUCAGAGAUAAGCGGACAGCACGUGCCGAUUUUAUUUUCUAUUCCAACCGGAUCAUUCGACUCUUGGUGGAAGAAGGACUGAAUCACCUUCCCGUGGUCGAGCAGUCGGUCACUACUCCCGUCGGUCGGGCUUAUCUGGGCGUCAAGUUCGAAGGCAAAAUCUGCGGUGUCUCCAUCAUGAGAGCCGGGGAGGCUAUGGAGCAAGGCCUGAGGGACUGCUGCCGGUCUGUCCGCAUUGGAAAGAUCCUGAUCCAACGAGAUGAGGAGACCUGCAUGCCUAAGCUUUUCUACGAGAAGCUUCCUGCCGAUAUUGCUGAUCGUUGGGUUCUCCUCCUGGAUCCCAUGUUCGCAACCGGAGGCUCCGCGACCUUGGCCGUAGAGGUUUUGAAGCAAAAGGGAGUUCCUGAACACCGCAUCUUGUUCCUGAAUCUGAUCGCAAGCCCCUCGGGUGUUGCAGAAUUUGCGGAGAGAUUCCCCAAACUUCGCGUAGUCACUUCCUUUAUCGACCAAGGGUUGGAUGACAAGAAGUAUAUCAUUCCUGGCCUGGGAGACUUUGGUGACAGAUACUACACCCUAUAG
Molecule: messenger RNA, 738 nt
Organism: Penicillium subrubescens
Lineage: Eukaryota; Fungi; Ascomycota; Eurotiomycetes; Eurotiales; Aspergillaceae
Product: uracil phosphoribosyltransferase
Exons: 4
Coding region: 1-738 (245 amino acids)
Source: RefSeq, a predicted model, not a curated record